AACAGUUCCAAAUUCCCGAUUUUGUAAAGUAUUUUAGUUUAAAAGUCUUCAUUUCUUUUGACACUUGCUAUGCACAUUGAGACCUGCUAUGUUUACUCCAUUAACAAGAGUGAAGUAUGAUGCAGUGUCACCACUGUCUCUUCAAGAUCUUGUUGUUUGCGUUAUCAUUGGUCAGUGUAACUCAAUGCCUGAGUAGAGGAGAACCAAAUGUUUGUGAAAAAACAGAGUCGUUUACAUAUACUACUAAAGGAACAUAUGCUGUUCCAUACCAAAGAUGUACAGUGAACUGGUGUUGGGACAUAUUUUCAUUCUUCAGAUGUACUGAGUGCAGCACCUUCUAUAAGACCGGAUAUAAAGAGUACUAUCAGAGGGUGUAUCGGCCUGUGUAUUAUUGUUGCACUGGGUACAUCCUCGUAAACAACCAGUGUGUUCCUCAUUGUUCUUCCGGUUGCGUCAAUGGAGUUUGCUCAGGACCGGAUACUUGUGUCUGUGACGUAAGAUGGCGGGGAAAUGACUGUAAUUCUAACUGUCCGCCGGACACCUGGGGUCCGAGUUGCCUGAAACAAUGCAACUGUAGUGGUCAUGGUCAAUGCAAGCUGGAUUCAGGGCACUGCAUCUGCGCAGCAGGAUACACAGGAGAGCGUUGUCAGACUGAAUGCCCGGAAGGAUCCUAUGGACCUAACUGUCAGCUACUGUGUCAAUGCAAGAACGGCGCCACUUGUAGCGCGACCAACGGCGCAUGCUUCUGUCCGCCCGGAUACCAUGGGGCACUCUGUGAGAAUCGUUGCCAGACUAGCUCAACCGAAGUUCACUGCAUUUCUAAUUGCAAAUGUCAGAAUGGGGCCGGAUGUAACACUCAGACCGGAGAAUGUUCCUGUAAGCCCGGAUGGAAGGGUGAGAUUUGUACCCAGCCAUGUGACAAGGGAACGUUUGGCGCCAAAUGUAAUUCAACCUGUAGUUGCUAUAACAACGCGACCUGUGACCCAAAGGUUGGCACGUGUGUCUGUGCAGCUGGGUACAUCGGCGAAAAAUGUACAGAGGAAUGUCCUAUUGGGUUUUACGGUGAAUUCUGCUCAAAAGAAUGCAACUGUGAAAACGGCGGAACUUGUGACCACGUGACAGGCAGCUGCAGCUGUGUACUGGGGUUUGCUGGACCAACUUGUUCUAGAAGAGCCUGUGACGAGUGGAAGUAUGGAGAGAAAUGUAGCAGCCUGUGUCAGUGUAACAUCUCGUAUUCAGACAGCUGUCAUCCGGGUACUGGAGAGUGUUACUGUAGCCCUGGUUACAGCGGGGUCACGUGCAGCGAACCAUGUCCGGCGCCAAAUUACGGAGACAGAUGCGAAAAAGAAUGCGACUGCUUCAAUGGCGCUCUUUGUCAUCACGUGACCGGGGAAUGUCAAUGUGAGGAGGGAUACACAGGUCAAAGAUGUGAGCAGACUUGCCCUCACGGCUGGUUUGGCAGAAACUGCUCUCAGAUGUGUACCUGCCAAAAUGGCGGCAUCUGCCACUUUCAAAAUGGCUACUGUAACUGUGCGCCAGGAUUUAUUGGUCUGCAUUGUGAAAAAGUAUGUGGCGUUGGUUUCUAUGGUUACAACUGCACCCAGAAAUGUAAUUGUCUGAAUGAUGGAUAUUGUAACCCUAGAAACGGCGAGUGUUUGUGUCGACCGGGGUAUGAAGGCUCGAAAUGUGAAAACCGGUGCAAGAGAUGGAAUUUUGGAAAGAAGUGUGAACAGAGAUGCGAAUGUGACCCAGAACACAGCUACAGGUGUGGAGCAGAAAACGGGGAGUGUUUCUGUGACUCUCAGUGGUUUGGUGUGAAUUGUAAGAGCAAAUGCAAGGAAGGUAGCUGGGGAGACAAUUGUGAAAAGAGAUGUACGUGUUACAACAGAGGGUCAUGUGACCAGGAGACCGGAACUUGUAUCUGUAGGCCCGGAUAUCAAGGGGGCGAUUGUUCAAAAGCAUGUGCCGAGGGUUACUUUGGAAAUAGCUGUCGUUUCCGGUGUAAAUGUGAGGCUACUCAGGCCUGUGACCACGUGACUGGUCAUUGUAUUUCACCCACGUGUCAAGCUGGAUUCACGGGACCCACGUGUAAACAUCCCUGUCCAAUGGAUCGCUAUGGAUUACGUUGUAAAAAGACAUGUCCAUUGUGUGAAAACCUUGGUAUUUGUCACCCCAACAAUGGUUCCUGUAUUUGCUCACCGGGAUUUAUCGGUACUCUGUGUGACAAACUUUGUCCUGAUGGUUACUAUGGAUACAAAUGCAGCGCCAAGUGUUCCUGUGAAAAUGGCGCCAACUGUAGUAAAUCUGACGGAAGAUGUGAUUGUCCCCCAGGUUAUAUUGGAGCCAGCUGUUCCCAGAGUUGUCCCGAGGGUUAUUAUGGGAAACACUGCAAACGGACCUGCCCCUGUAACGUCACACAGUUCUGUCAUCCGUCAUACGGCUGUAUACAUCGACCCAAAACCAAAACUGACAAAGUAGUGAGCAAUGGAGAGGAAUCAUCUUCCAGUGGUCUAAUUAUCGGAAUUACCGUAGCCGCUGUCGUGGUUUUGAGUGUUAUUAUCAUCAUCAUCAUGGUCGUCUACUACAAACGUCGAGUCGGGCGUCUAAAGUCUGAGAACUGCACAGUGAUGCAUUACAUACAAUCGACUGAAGGAACCGACGCCGACAACCAGAAUGUACCCAACAUUGAGCGGGAAAUUCAGCGCCAGCAGCAACAGAGCAACCACCAAUGCGCAACUUCCUGUAACGAGAACGAGGUUGCAUGCAGUGUUCCUAGUAUUGAUCCAACAGAUGUUAAAAAUGUUAGUCUUCCAGUAAAUGGAGCAUGCGUGACGGUAUCAUCGACUGACGAUGACAGCGAAUCAGACAGAUACACCACGCUUACAGAUUUUCAGGCUAAACUGGACGAAAUUGAUAGAACAGAAAACGCGGCCUGUGCCAAGCUGGAUGCUAAAAACGAAAACAACUACGAGGUCAACUUAGAUGACAUUGAAGCCCCCAAAAGACAAAAUAUACCUGACUAUGACAACGUAUCAAUAGAAUCUGGCCAUGUAAUUUCAUCCUCUGACAUUGAAAAGGUACUUCCAUAAGUGUUACGGACUAUGGCUAUGUAUAACGUGACCCUUUUUCGAGACGUUGCCAGUAAUUGCAGUGUAUCUUUCCAAACAGGAACAAUGUUCCUUGUGCUGAGGAAUAAAUGUAAUAUUCCAUUCAAUCAGAACUUCAUUACAUUGCUGAAACGAAUAAGGACGUAGCGGAUAUUACAUAAUCAUCAUCAUGCAUGGCUAGAAGUACACUCUCGGAAAAUGACGUUAUUUAUUUGUUAGAUAAAAAAGUCGAGUUGUUACUAUUACGACAUUAUUUUGAUACGUUUUGGAAUACUUGGUGGUCUUUUUGUUAAGCUACAGCUUUUGAUGGCAGGCUAUCUACUGACAUGUAAAACUACUGUAUGUGUUGAAUGCAGAUUUUUUUUUUCAUUUGUUAUGAUUCUAUUGUGUUCGCUGUUUUAUGUAUUAUAUUUGAAUUUAUGCAGAGUGUGUAAUUUAUGACUGUUCACAAGUAUAUUGUUCAACAUUUGAGAAUUCAUCGCAUUUAGGAUAACUGAUUUUAAUCAUAAAUUUAUUUUUUUUAAAAGGAAGUACAAGUACAUGUAAGGAGAUAAAGGCAUUUACAUUCUUACUGCAAUAAAGUAAACGCUCUUUAUCCCAA
Molecule: messenger RNA, 3708 nt
Organism: Magallana angulata
Lineage: Eukaryota; Metazoa; Mollusca; Bivalvia; Ostreida; Ostreidae
Product: multiple epidermal growth factor-like domains protein 10
Exons: 24
Coding region: 117-3089 (990 amino acids)
Molecular function (GO): protein binding; scavenger receptor activity
Source: RefSeq, a predicted model, not a curated record